UCACAGUUCUUACUAUUCAACUGUUCUACCUAGUGAUAGUGUAUUGUCAUUGAUAAUUGCUGGUGCUAAUUAAAUUGAUUUCACUUUUCUCAGUAUAUGGAAUUUGAAUAGACUAGACCUACUAUACUAUAUAAUAAGGCUGCGCCUAUUCAGACCCGGUAUCAGAAGUGAUAGGUUGGGUUUUUAAAAAACAAUUUUAAAUAUUAUUUUUGGGUUUGUAAAAUAAAAUUUGGUAUCGAAUAAAAGAUAAUUGAAUUGACUAUAUUUUUGUAAACCUAAUUCUUCAGUUUAAUUAAAAUAAACUACCACAAAUGACAUCCGAAUAGUAUUUGGUAGCCAGGACCGAAUAGCCACUUCGAUAGAAUGAUUUAUAUAUAUGUGCCUAAAUAAUAUACUAGUUCAUAUUAUUAUUAUCUGAUUCAUAUUCAUAUAAUAGUAUUAUUGACUAUUAUUAUAUAUAUGGAAUUCGAAAACUGCCUCAUUCAGACACCUAUACAGUCAUUAAAAAUAAAUUUUUAAUUUAUCCAGUGCCAGUAUUGUUGUAGCUGUAAUUUUCAAUUAUUAUUAUUUUCUAUAGUCCAUAGCAUAGUAUAACUUCUUUUUUUAAUUAUAUAAAUAUUCGUUUACAGUUAGGCCCAAGUCUGUGUCUGUAUUAACUGCAGCCUCUAAAACUAGUAAAGUGACUUAUAUUAUAAUAAUAAGUGGAUAAGGAAUGCUAAAAUAUUUGACGGAAUUUCCCAAGGAUACAACUAUAAGUUAUAACAUAUCAUUCCACCAUUUCAAUAAUCAAUGUCAUCAUGUUGAAGGAUAAGAACUGAGCAAGUUCAACCAAAGUAAGACUAAGUUUACUUUUGACCAUACUGUUAGUAGCCGAAUUACUUAAGUUAAAUCUUAACUGAAUGUUAAAAAAUGAGACUCUACCCAUCUUUAACUUACUAGAUAGAUAGUUGAGAAUCAAUGAAAUUGAACUGUACGCAUAAUCUAUCCCACUUUCUUAUUCUCAACUAAGCAUUUACACAUAUGAUAGUAGGCUGCUAAGUCAAUAGAGCUUAUAAUAAAAUAAUAAAUCAUUCUAUGUCUAUGUCAAUGACAUUAAUGAAUUCUAAUUAUGAUGAUAAAAUUAAUUAGUAAUUAAGUGUUUUAAAACAAUUUAAAGACACUAAUAUUUUUUGUUAUCUUGUGAAUGACUGGACACAUGACUUGAAAUGCUUUUUAAAAAGUAGUCUCUUUUUAUUCAGUUUAUGCAAACAUUAUGAUGUAAAAAUAUUAUAAAUAUAGAGAGGCCUAAACAUUAAGAAUAUUAGAGGGGUUGGAGAACAUGUCUGUGUGAUGCAUAUUAGUACUAUUUUUUUUUUUUUACACGUGAAAUACAUGGAUUAUUGCUUAUCUGAAAAAGUAAUUUAUUUAAUUAAUAUCCAUCUUUUUGGUUGAGUUGGUUAUAUAUUUUAUUUUUGUCAUGAGAAUUAGUUAAAAUUAUUUUUUAAACUUAUUAUCAUUUUGCCAAAUACACCAAAUAUGUGAUUUGGAGUUGCGAUGUAUAAAGUAAACUUCAACAACUAAAAAUCUUGUUUUUCAAUUAAAAUUUGUAUGCAGUACAGCAGGGAUGGGCAAAAUUUUGUGUGCCUAGGGCCACAUUGACAAAUGCAAAGCUAUUGGAGGGCCGCAUAUAUAUUUUGCCAUAUUAGUAUAACAUUACGAAGGUCAAGGACUGAAAAUUGGAAUGAAAUUUUAUUUAAAAAAUGUUAAAACAAUCAUAACGGUACAUGAAAUUCUGUAAAAUUCAACAAGAUAACUUAAAAACAAAGUAAUUUUUAAAAAUUUCUAAAUGCCCUCGGGAGCUGCAUCAGUUGCCGAGCCGUAAUUUGUCCACCCCUGCGAUACAGUGUAAGAAAAAUAUAAUCUGGUGGAGUAUUAUUAUUGUAGAAACUGAUUUUCCAAAGCAUUAGAUAAAUGUUUAUGCCUUAAUUGAAUCAUUUUCAGAGAAAAUAAUUUCCAAAAGCGAUAUGAAUAAUUCACUGAAUCAAAAUGAUAUUGAUGAGGAUGAUGUUACAACCCCCCUUCUGGGAAGCAGACAUGGACUCAGUAAUGCACCAUACAGGCCUGGAAGGUACAUGUGUUUCAUGAGUGUUUCGCUAGGUCAAUGUAUUUGGAAAAGUAUGUGCUGGUCAACCCAUCAUUAAAACUUACAAAAACCUAAUCUAUAAAAAGUAUUUGCUUUAAUGUUUUUGAUGAACUAUUAAUUCAUUAUGGUUCUCUAAUACCAUUAAAUAGAUUGCAAAUUUUCAGUGAAUCCAGAAAAGAAUAAAUGGGCAUAAGUCCAUAAUUUCAAUGAAAGAAGAAUGGAAAUAAAGUGGGUGACAGUAAAAUUUAAAAACCAAACAGGAAAAAGACAUUGGAGCUAUGUAAAAUUAUAAAUUUCAUUCUUUUCUUUUCUUUUUAGGAAGGAUACAUAUAUAAUAUGCAUAUAUAUAUAUAUAGUUAUUCUUAUAUGAAUGUUUUUUGUUGUACUGAAGAGGGCAUUAGCCGAAAUGUUUGCAUUUGUACUCUGUGCAACCAUCAUUAAAGCUUAACCUAUAUUGUUUUAUUUACAUAAAUUGUUUGUUUCUCAUUAAGCUACCUUGAAAGCUUUAUUGCAGUCCAACACUCUUAUAAUUAGCCUUUCCUUUUGGCAUGACUUGUAUGGUGUCAGUGGGUAACAAAUGUGUUCUUUUAAGUGCAUUUGGUGUGUACAACGAGGGAAGCAGCGAAUGAGACAAGAUCCACAUGGGAAUUAUUAUGAAAGAUAUUAAGCUCCCAAAUUGUGCACAUUAUUUAUGCUUUUUUUUUUUUUUACAGUGCCAUUGGAGUACCAAGCACUGUGGUUGAGCCUCCUAAUGUUUAUAGAAGUCGCUGGCGCUCAAUCAGAGUCAUGUACCUCACCAUGUUCCUGGGUUCUGUCACAUUCACAAUUACUAUGUCCUCACUGUGGCCUUUCUUACAAGUGGUAAAUACUUAUAUUAAAUUUGUUUUUAUUUAUUGUUCUUAUCAAUAGUCAAGCUUUGUAUUUGUAUUUAAAUAAUAUCUCCGACAACCAUCUUAAAAUUUUAUUUAAAAAAAAUAAUUAUUCCUUUAAAAGAAUAAAAAUGUAACAGAUUUGAAAUGAUUGUCAUAAUCUUUGUGAUGCCAAUGCAUGUACCUUGGAGUUUUCAUUGUACAGAAAAAGAGUAAAAUAUGUUUGUCACAUUUAAGUGAUAGAACUAUAUAAUGUUUAGAUUUAGCUGUUUGGCAAAUGGAUCAUAGUUUUAAGUUGAAAAAUGGCUUAACAGCUAUAUGCAAUAAUCAUAUCUUAUACCUCAAUAACAUGUGCCCCUAUAGGCAUUUGUAAUUGUACCUUGUUUUUUAAGAUUUAAAAAUAUUUUAUUUUUUACAAACGUUUAAACCUUCUCCAUAUUAUAGAAAUAAGCUGACAGAACCAAACAGUCAACAUUAAAUAGUGUAAUUUUUUUCAAGUAAAAAAAAAAAAAUUUGCAUUAAUUAUUUUUCAUUGGUGGAAAAAGAAUAUUAGUAAUUAAAAAAACAUAACAAGUUAAAAGGUUGACCAUGGAAUGGCAUUUCUGUUUAUCAAAUAAUGUGGAGUUCACCAUAUUAAAACUGCUAACAUUCUCAGGCAUUUAUAAAUAGGUAAUGUUUUUAAAUUUUCUCAUUGAGCUUAAGAAACCAUGCAAACUUUCCUUAUUUCAAUAAUUAAAAACACCUCUUUGUUAAUAUCUAGAGUUGGAAGAAGAAAAAAUAAACGCACACACUUUCUGUUGUCAGGAACUGAUUUGAAUAUGGUAUUAUUCAAUGUAAAUGAAAAUUAAGUUCAAUGCAGAAAAUAUAUUCUCAAAUGGCAAUGCCUAAUGAUGCACAGUUGACCUCUUAUCUAGAAUCAAGUGUUGUUUUUUUUUUAAAUUUAAAAUUGUGUGAUUAUGUUAUCACUAUUUUUUAUCUUACAACUAGAAAAAAGUAUGUGUGUAUUUACUAAUAAAGUUGUUUAGCCUUUGUCAUGUAAAUAAUUAAGGCUGGAAUUUGUUAUGAAUGUCAAGAUUUAUCAAAUUAUUUAAUUAUUCAAGGGACACAUAUCCCUUGUUAAAUAUCUAUAUUUUUACUUGGUGUAAUAAUGCUUAAGGGCUUCAAAGCAUUUACUUUCCUUUAAAUAAUUAUACUUUUUAGUUGAAAGAAAUCUACUAAUUAUUUUAAAAUUAUUAAAGAAUCUUGCUGUGAGGAAAGUAUUUUAAUAUUGUGUGACCUUUUGUAUAGAAGGGUACAGCUUGUAUCAUAUUUAACCUCAGCUCUUACUCUUAUCAGUGCAUCUGGUCAGGUUUUGAUAUGCAGAAAAGGCAAUAUAUCUUCUUCUAUAUCUUAAGGGCCCACGAUCAAUUUAUUGAUCAUUUUGGCUCCUAUGCAUGUAGAUGGGAUUUGCAAUGUUUCUGUUCCUGGUGUUGAUGUUGCAGUUAUAAUUUGAUAGGCUAUAGAAGUGGGGUUUUUUUAAUUUUCAAUUUAAAAAAAGUCAGAUACCUAGGUGUAAUUAUUCUGAAUAUGGUCAUAAAAAAUUGUCAAUGAAAUGUAAAGGAACUUGAUAAAAGUAAUGAAACAUUGCUGAGGAAAAAAAUGACUGAAAUAAAGAUUUAUUAAAGAUUGUCUAAAUCAUGUAAAUGUGAUUGAUAAGAAUAACCUAAUGAUACAGGGAUGAUGUCAGUGAAAGGAAUGCUAAUGAGCCUAAUGGGAUCAAUUUAUAUAUGGGCUUGACAGAAAUUUUUAUUUUUUUGAAUUGAAAGUUAUAAGAACUUUAUCUAGAAUAACAAUUUAAAUGUGAAAUUCUAUUAUAGAGAUAUGUAUUACUAUUAGCCAAUUUUGAAAAUGAGUGUAAAAAAAGCAAAACAAAGUUCUGCAUGCUUUGCUUUUACAAUAUUACCAGUGUGGAGUAAUCUCAAUCCAUACAUUUUAAUCCACAACUUCUGUUGUAUACUUUAAAAAUAUUAAUCAGUGAAAUUUUCAAUAAAUAAAUCAACCAAUAUUGAUAUUACCAGCUCAAUCUGUCAUCAACAACAUAAACUAUUUUUUCAAUGUCUGAUAUAAUAUCUCUCUUAAAUAUAAAUUUAAAUAUGGUAGUAUAACCCCUUGUCCUAUGUAGUUCGCCAUGAGUGCUAUUUUUAACUUAGCAUUCUUUUGUCACAAAAGCCAUACCCUUUCUCUGGCUGUGUAAUGAGUUCAGUGACGUUACUUGUCUACGUAUCUGUGGUUUUCCCCAACCUACUAGACCAGGGGUGUUCAACCUUCAGCCCAGGAUGUGACCCAACAAAAGAUCAUAAAGUUACAAACUUGACUAAAUAGGCCUUUAACCUUUACAAUCCUAUGUCUUGCUGGGUAAGACAAAGGAAUUUUCCCAUUGUGCCCCACUAUCUUACCCGGUGUUAUACACUUGUUUAAAACAAUUUCUACAACUCUUAUACCUUGCAGGGUAAUACAUUUUAUGUCCUAAAACAUAUAUGCCAACAUGUAUGGUUUACCUGUAUUUUUUACAGUUUUUAUGUAUUGGCCAAGUUGUAGGGCCGUAAGACAAUACAAUUGCCAUAUGAUGAAAUUUCACGACCUUUAAAGAUGGAUAACAUCAUGCAUUGUUUUAUCUAAGCUGUAACAUUUUAAACGGGCCAAGGAAUUGAAUCAUAUCCACUUAAAGGAAUUUAUGGAUGCUUACUAAGGGGGACAUCAUUUACUUUCAAAAGUAAGAUGGCUAAGUCGAGGUAAAAUGUUGAAAAGAUUUUAUGACUUGGGGAAGUGAAACAUUUUUGUGUAAUCACAAAGUUUUGCCAGAUUUGAAUGGUGAAAACUGGCAACACAGAUUUGGCAUUUGUAUUAGACUUGACCACUCAUUUAAAUGAGCUGAGAAUGAAUGUUCAAGGAGAAAGCCAACUGAUCAAUACAAUGUUUCAGUCUAUAACAGUGAUCGAAAUGAAACUUGAACUAUGGCAAUCUCAGGCUGAGGCAAAAAUUAUGCAUUUUAACACGUUGAAAAUUCUUUUCAAUGUGAUGCAGGGAAUUUGAGAACAGGUUUCAAAAUUAUCUGGAAAAGUCUUUUGGUAUUUUUGCAAUUCUAUUAACAUAUUACCUGCCAAUUUUCAAGAGGAAUGCAUAGAGCAACAAUCUGAAAUUAAACAGAAAAAUUUGAUCAUGUCUCUGUAUAGACUUCUAUGAGAUAUAUCUUCCCACAGAAAAAUAUCCCCCACUUCAUAGUCAUGCCUAAUUCAUGCCAUCACUAUUUGGGAGCAUCUACGUUUGUGAUGACCUAUAUUUGUGAGCACUUACAUUUGUGAGCACCUACAUUUGUGAGCACCUAUGUUUGUGAUCACCUACAUUUGUGAGCACCUAUAUUUGUGAUCACCUACAUUUGUGAGCACCUAUGCUUGUGAGGAACUAUUUUCAAAAGAAGAACCAAAAUAUCUGAUGAGCACCUUGAGAACUCACUGAGAAUUUCAACUACUUCCAACUAACCAAACAUAGAAGCAUUAGUGUCUCUAAAAGAAUGUUAAACAUCUCAUAUUGUCCUUGUCUUUUACAUUUAUAAUUUUUUUAAAUCAUAAAUUAAUGAAGUCAUAAUAAGUUUAUGCUAACUAUAUACUAUGUUUUUUUGUUUGGCUUAUCACAUCACCUAUCGUUUGUUUUAGUGUAUUUUAUGUGUGGCCCAAAACAACUUGUCUUCUUCCAAUGUUACCUGUUUUGGACACCACUGUACUAGAUGGUUAGAGAAUACUCUCUGACCCUUGACCUUCUAGAUUUUUUAUUCUGGGAAAUUAUUUCUCCUUGGCUAUAAAUACAAGAGGGUUGACUGUGACAAGUAGACUUACAAGAGACCUUCAGACCUUCAAGAACAUUCUGUGUGUAUACUUAUUUAUAUCAAUAUUGUUCUGCCAUCUAUGCAUUUAUAAACAUUACUGUAAGAGUAUGUAAGCCACAUUUUUAUAGCUCUAUUUAAAUGAUUUUUUGUAUUUUAAUUUAAAAAGUAUUCAACUUCUAUAUUUUAUUUACUCCAGCUUUGGUAUAGUUUUUUUUUUAAAUAUACUGAUCUUUCACUCCUCCGUUACGCAUUGUUUCUCUAAUAAGCCAACUUAAACCCAAAUAAAUUUGUUAAAUCUCAUAACAACCUCCUAGUAACAAAGGAGAAACCUUAUAAAAGUAUGUAAAAAUCUCUUACAAAUUAUGUUGUGAAAAUCUGAUCGACCUUUAAUAUUCCUUUCAGCUCAAUCCAUUGGUCAGCGAAAGUUUCCUAGGAUGGGUCGUGUCAGCAUACAGCUUAGGUCAGCUGGCAGCUUCACCUGUGUUUGGUGGGUGGGCCAAUCUUCGAAGCUCCAGUCGAGAACCACUGACUGUCAGUUUGUUUUUGACAACAUUUUCUAACUUGUUUUACAUGUACCUCCAGACUAUGCCAUCUCAUAAAGACUACUAUAUGAUACUGGCUAGAGGGCUGAUUGGCUUCAGUGCAGGCAAGCCUUGUUGUGUAUCCAUUGCUACCUAGUAUCUAAAUUAAUGGUUUCAUGAUAGUAUUGCAAAAUCCUCAUCACUAAUCUGCUUAUAAGAAUAAAUAAUAAUAAAGGAUCAUAUGUAUAUUUAUUUAUUUUAAAACAUUAUCAAAUUUUUUUCAUAUUGACUAGGAAAGAAAUUUUUUUAUCAGGCAAUGUCGCUGUAGUCAGAUCUUAUGUUUCUGGAGCAACCACAGUGAAAGAAAGAACCAGUAGCAUGGCAAACCUGAGCAUAUUUCAAGCCAUGGGUUUCAUUCUAGGGCCAGGUGAGAUUAAUGAAUUUAGAAAGUAAAUGAUUUAUGAAGAAUUAGUUACAAUAUAGCUUAAGUAUGUUUAUUCACUGAAUUGAUAUUUUAGCUUUUUUUUUUUAUGGUUUGAUCCAUUACGAGCUAUUUAUAAAUGAGUUAAAGAAAAUAAGACUUUUUAUAUAUAUUAAACACUGACAAUAAUUAAAUAUAUAUCAAUUACUUAUGUGUAUUAAUUUGAAAUGGAAUAUUAUUGUCAGCAGAGGAUUGGUUAAAUAAAUUCUUUUGACAAAGUUAGCAAUCAUGUAAUGCAAAAUCUUUUGUCAACAAAGUGGAAUAUAAACUUAAGAAAAUUAUUGCAAUUAACCUGUGCUUCCUUUUUUGUCACAGAGUGCAUUCCUGCACCUAUUUUUGGCGGAAUUUAACUGAAGUUAUCUUAAUGUAUCUUUUUAAAAAAUUAAAAAAUGAGAGUUCCAUCCCCUUUUUUCCUUACAAAAGAAAGCACUGCCCUUAACAAAUAUUUUUUAUGUGACAUAUAGAAUUAGAAGAAAGGUUUAAAUAUUUUUUUUUUUUAAGUCACAUAUAGGAAAAAUAAUUUUAAAAAAUAUGAAUCUUUAUAUACGGUAAACCUUAAAAGUAAAAAUUUAAAAUUUUGAUUCCCCCUCAAAAGUCAUCCAAGCUGCCCUGGUGCCAGUGGGAUAUCCAGGCCCGAUAGAAAGUAUCGGUUUCCACUUCAACAUGUACACAGCUCCUGCUUUCUUUGCAUCUUUUGUCGCCGUCAUCAAUCUGUUGCUGCUGAUCUUUGUUUUCAAAGAGCAUAGGGUUUAUGAUGAUGAUAUGCAAUGCAAUGUGCAAGCCAAGGACACAGCUGAUGAGGAUGAUAACAGUGGUGGGUAGUGUUGGUGGAUUAAUUAAAGUAAUUCUGGGAUUAUGCAUGUCGUGUUCUUGGACCGGUUGAAAUGUAUGGAGACAGUAUCAUGUUGAUACAAAAUAUAUUUAGGUGUAAGUGUAGCAAAUUUUUUGCAACAGAUUUUGUCAUUUGCAAUUCACUUUUAUUUGUACCAUAGUUUUCUAUAAUGUUUUGAAAAAAUGUUUUUCCUGCUAAUAGCCGGAUAAAUAAAAUAGAGCAAACUUUUUAUCCCAUGUCAAUUAUAUUCAAAGAUUAAUGUUAUCUCUUAUAUAUAUAUUUUGCUUCUGGUGCAUCCUGCUUCCUCUUCUUCCCCCCCACCCCCCCCCCCCCUUCCACGUUUAACAUUAUUAUUAGUGAGUGAAAAAAAAGGCUGUCAGGCAGCGAGCUUCAUGCGUGACGGUUGAACUCCGGUAAAUAGGCUGAUUUUUAUCUUGAGGGGAGGUGACUAAUAUAUUAAUCAAUAAAGAGCCACAGUUGUGGUGCAGGGCUGUCUUUAAGACUGUUGUUAAAAGCCCGGCAGGUAAGAUGUAGGACAGUCUGUUGGUCUAUUUUUUAAAAGUCGUCAAGUAGGGUGUAGGACUAUUGUUUAAAGGCUGGCAUAUGUUAUAGAAAAUGAGAAAUUAACUUUUUUUGUGUGUAAAACUUGGACCUACUGUGUAUUUCUAAAAUAAGAAAAAGCUGUACCUACUUAAAAAAAUAUUACCUUAGACAUGCUAACAAAAUUAGAGAAUUUAGGUAAACUCAUGCGAAGUCAUAUAUCAAUGUCUCAGGGGAUUUCAUAACUCAUGUAAUGUCAUAUGUCAAUAUCCCAGGGGAUGUCAUGUUGUAGUGAAUGAUUCACUAAAAAGGAAAUCCCAAAUGAUUUCAAGAUGUUUCAACAUUUUUUAGAUUCAAUUUAAAUACUUUUCAUUUUUUAUUUACAGUGCUAAAAAAUUCCAUGGAAACGUUUGACUACAAACCUGAUUAUGUGGCUGUCAUCUCAUCCAUAUUUCUCUUCUUUGUUGUUCUAUUCAUGUUUACAGUGUUUGAAACGUGAGUGUAGUGUCCUAAAUGUUCUUCUAACCUUUUAAUUAUCACAUUACGGUACUAUAAGUAUAAGAAAUUAAUUACUGAGGAUACUUUUGGUUUGAAUUUCUUUUGGCUUUAUAAAAGUGAUAUCAUGUAAUAAAAAUACCCUGUGAUGGUAUUUUAUAAAAAUAUUUAUCUCUAUCAACACAGUAUUGGUACACCUCUAACUAUGCACAUGUAUGCUUGGAGUAAAUCAAAGGCAACAUUAUACCAAGGAAUCACAUUGGGAGUUGCUGGCUUUCUGUCCAUCAUUGUCUUCUUGGUGGCUAAGCAACUGGCUAAAAAGUUGGUUAUUAUAAGAUUUGUUUCAUUUUACUAUUAUGCACAGUUAUAUGAGUUACGAAAUAGUUUGGAACUUACACAUUUUUACCACUCCUAAUCUUUUAUAAUAACUAAAUUAAAACGUCGUCUACUCUUCCUUUUAUGUGUUGGUGUGACCAUGGGCUGGAUAAUUAAAUUUAGUGAACAAUGUCAAACUAAAAUGGCAUUGUAACAAUAUCUACCAGUAAUAACAUUUGUAUUACUGCAAGAGAGUUUGUAUAUGGGCAAAACUUUAUUUUAUAUAAUAUGAUGUUUUAAUAAAGCUCUUCAGUCGUAUUGUAGUCACAGUUAUAGCAAGCUUUAACCUCACCAGAAGUUAUAUUUUUAUAUUCAUUUUAGUUUUUGGCCAUAAGAUAAUGAGUUGCUAUUUUGAUUUCUUUUUUUUUAAAUGAAUCAGUAAUUUCACUUUAAUAGUUUAGUUGUAUUUAUUUCCAUUUCAGAUACAAUGAAAGAUACUUGCUGCUGAUUGGCUUCAUAUUUUGUCUUUGUGGAUAUUUUGUUUACAUUCCAUGGGGACACAACCUGCCUCCUCGAGGACUUGCACGUGAGUUUUUUUUAUGUAUUAUGCUUAACAUAAGCCAUUGUAUGCUUAACAAUCAAUAGAAAUAGUUUUUUUAUCAUAAUUUUAAAUUAGCUGUGUUAAUUGAUAACCACCAAUUUUUUCAAAAUGAAUUUGUUAGAUGGAAAAUUACUCAAUGGGAAAUUUUUUCAAACUGAAGUUCAUUUAAAAUGAAAUAAUGGAAAACCAACAAAAAUACAUGUGUUAAAAAAGUUUACAGUUUCUCCAUUUCUCACUCGCACAUUCCCUAAAAAUGCAUUUAAAAAAAAAUUAAUUAAUAAAUCUCCCUUCUUUAACAAAUUUAAUUCUCAACAAACUUCCAUUUGGACAAAUUUCUGUCUUAACAAACUUUUUUUUAAACAAAUUUCUGGAUACUAUGUUAAUUUUAUAAAUUAACUCAGCAUUAGUUAUUAAAAGGAUUUUUUUUAAAAUAUAUUUACUGACCAAUUCAUAAACUUUUAUAAUUUUUUUUAACAUUGUAAUAACUGCAGUUCUGAAAGAUUCUUAAUCACUUCAUUUAAAUAUGGAAAAGUCAUUUUAAUAUAAUAUAUCCUUUUAAUUCUUUCCCAGCAAUAUCACCACAAAAUAAAUCCAAUGUUAUUCCAUAUCAAGGGAUAUACAGUCUUCCAUACUAUCUGUUCUAUAAAGUGAGUGACAGUAGUUCAUCACAAGCAUUUACCCUAGAACACUUCAAAGAAAUAAACUCUACUCUAGUACAUCACUUGAUGAAACUACCUGGUUCUGACACUUAUUUAAGUAUUAAGAAUGAGGAUAGCUCAGUUACACCUCAGACUAUUGUUACGGCCAUUGUCACCAACACCACAUACACACCUGAGGGAUGUCCUUGGAAUUAUGCAUGGUGUGACUACGUUCCUGUUAUACAUAUUGCUCAAUUUUUGUGUGCUACAAUACUUAUCAGUAUUGGCUAUCCCAUGUGUAAUAUGCUGAGUUACACCAUCUACUCCAAGGUGUUGGGACCAAAGCCUCAGGUAAGGAUCUCACUUUCCUUUUUGGAAUAUGUUCAUUUAACUAAGCAGCCUGGUUGAAGGUUUUAAAAUAAUUCUAAAAGAAAUCUGAACAUUUGGUUGUUGAUACCUCAACACAAAUCAACACAAAUAUGUACAGAAAUGUUCACACAUUUUUUAUGGUAGUUUCACCAAAUUACACUGUAAAUUUUCAGACAGAGCUGGGUACCCAUACAUGUAUAGGAUGCAAAAUAGUUGUAACUUAAAUUAAAUGAAUUUGUCUGUGCAUCACUCAUUUAAAUGAAUCAACCUCUGCACUGAAUAUCAGUCAUUAAAUUGAGCUGAACUGUGCACUGAAUAUCAGUCAUUUAAAUGAACUGACCUGUGCAUUGAAUAUCAGCCAUUUCUUCUUUUAAUAUCUAUUUUUAUCUUAAUGCUUUUCUCAUUUUCGUAGGGUCUGUGGAUGGGCUGGCUUACUGCCUCAGGUAGUUUGGCUCGUACAGUCGGUCCUGUGUAUGUCUCACAGGUUUAUGACUCCUUUGGACCUCAAGUUACUUUUGGCAGCUGUUGUGGCUUCAUUGUUGUAACUAUUGUGUUCUACUUGUUGAUUUUCCGCAGACUUGUACCAUUUGCUUCUAAGGAGGCUUCCUUGACAAGAUUUGGGGGCAGCAUUACUCAGAGAUAACUCUAGAAUUCCAUGUUUACCUCACUAUUUAUUAUAACGGCAGGCUAUCAGUUCUAAAUGGAAGUAAUGGAAUUAUUUUUAAUGCAUUAGAACUGAAGCCUACAUGUCUUAAUCAUUUUCAUGGGUGAACUAAAUAUUUACCUUGUGCUUUAAUAAUCAAUAAUAAUCAAUACUCUGACAUUUUUUUUCUAAGGCAAAAUGUAUCAAAAACUUGAUAUCGAGUUUUGAUAUGAAGGGCUCAACAGAAAAAUCAGUGAUGUCAGGUUUUGAGAGUUUGGAGAAAAUUGAAUUUAAAGUUUGAAAAUUCCUCAUAAAAGUAUGAAAAUAUCAAGAUGUCUACGUAUUUAUUUAUUGACUACACUGCUUUUUCAGUUGGACCUAUGUAUCAUAUUAUUCUUUUAAAUGGAAUUUAGCCACAAGGGAGAUAACAUAGAAAUUUUGAAAAACUGACAUCACUGGUUUUUCCCUUGAACCCUUCAUAUGUUAUCAGCUGGGCCUCAUAAGUGUCUCUUUGUGAAGGUUCCAGGAAAUAUGCUUAAAUGUUUAGAAAAAUGAUGCUCUUAUCAGUUUUAAUAUAUACUACUCUGUAAGGUGCAGCUAGCUAUUUUUGGCGUCAAAUAAACACUACUGCAAAAUACUACACCGCAGCAAAGUUUAAUUUGCCCAAUUGUACAAACUAAAAUUUAAGCUCAUGAAAAGCAUAACAUUACCAAACCUAUACUUUCAACAUGUGUGAGUUCAACAGCUCUUGUUAAAAAAAUAAAUCUAUGGGCAUUAGUCCUAGAUGAGAAAUAAGUUGUCAUCCCCCCACUCCCCCCACACCCCUUUCCAUGGAAUGAAUAAUUAAGAGAUUAAUAAUGCAGAGCUACAUUUAAAAAAAAAAAUUAUUUAUUUAACCAAGAUCGAACAUCAUCGAGCCUACCUGGCAUGGUUUAGACAUGCCGUCAAUACUUUCAAUUUUGUUCAAUUUGUUUAGGCGUGUCUGUUACAGAUGACACUGAAUGAGCCGACCCUAGUGAUAGGUAUGCCUGUUACAAAUGACACUGAAUGAACCACCCCUAUGUUAUGAUGUUCUUCUCUAAUUUAUUUGCUCCUUGUUUUGCAUAAUGCAUUUACAAAUUAUCUCUAUUAAUCUUUGCUCUGAGCUAUUCUUUCCAGCUCAUUCUACCUCUUACCAUUAUUCUCACUCUCUGUGUUGAGCCCCCUUUUCUAAAUGAUCUCAUAUGGGAUCUUUUCAAGCCAUUUUGUUUUUAGGAUCUUCCACAAAUGUCAGUUGAUAAAAACCUGUAAUUAAUUUUGGUUGUUCUUCAUGUUUCACAUCCAUGGGGAAUGUUUUGAUGUUACUCAGUUAAAUUAUGAUUCUGACUUCCUCUAUGAAGAUUUAUCAAGUACAAUUUUCAUAAUUUUAAUGCCAUCACAGAGUUCAGAUCUAUUGAUUCUAUUAUUGAAAACUUUUCAUUUGUAAAAUCUUUCAUCAUAAUACUCAUAAUUGCUCUGAUGUGUAUAUUAUUUAUUUGGUGAUAAAAUAUUAAAUAUAAUGCUGAAUAUAUGCAAUUUUAUUAAAAUUUAUGUGACAAAACUGUCAUUUACAUCUGUAAAUGAGCAAAGUUAUUUUUAUGUACUUUGUGAUCAAUUUGUAUGGUCCUACAUAUAGAAUCAUGUACGGUAUAUAGAAAAUUAAUUAAAGUCUGAAAUAAAUUUUACAAUACUAUUAAAAUGUAACUAAAUUAAGAGAUGCCUUUGCUGGAAACACUAAUAAUUUUCCUUAUUUAUCUUCUUCUUAUUAUUAUUAUAUUUGAGGGGCCCACGAUCAAUUUGUUGAUCAUUCUGGCUCCUGGUUUAAAUUCAGAGUUUGCCUUCUCUUAUAUGGGUUGCCGUCCAAGUCCCAUCCACCCGGAGUGCUUGAGAUGUUGCUUUGGUGGGAAUUGAACUCAAGACCACCAGCCAUUUGGUUUGAGACAGUUUAGACCACUCGGCCACCCAGCACCCUCUUCCAAUAUAAUGUUAUUAUAAUAUAAAUAUAUUAUUGUCCUAUUCUGAGGGGGGGGAAAAAACUCUAUUAUCCCAUCUACAAAUUGUUUUAGGCAAGUGGUUUCAAAGAUUACAAUGAGAUAUAUAUGGGGUAUAAUUUUGGGAGCCUGAAAACUGGAACACAAAAUAUGGAGUAAUAUUUAUAACAAACAAUGUUACUUUAUUAAUUUAUUUUAAUGUAUUUAAUUGUAACCGGUACAUAAAAAGAUAUUAUAAUUAUUUGUAUCAUUAAUUUUAAGUAAAGACAUAACAGUGAACAAGAUAUAUUUACAUAAUUACAUUUGAAUUCUAUGUGCCACUUUCCUGUUCUCAAAUUAAAAUGUAUUCUUUUGUCAAAAAGUCUUUCACUGAUACUGGUACAUUUAUGUAUUUAUUAAGAAAACUUUUACAAAUUCUUUGAACUAAAUCAUUCACAAAAUUAUGCUAAACAUUAUUUGAUAGAUCUCAUUUUUUUUACAAGUGAUUUUAGUAAAACAAUAUAGAAAGAACCGAGAAUAUAAACCUUACUGCAGAGAGACGCACUACCUGGGGAAUUAAUGAUUUUCUAGAAGAAAAGAAACAAAUGUGUCUAGGAAUCAACAGCGGGGAAAGUCUCACUUUUAUUUUGCUUAUUAUUUUUAAUGAUGCACUGUUAAUAUUUAUCAAGCUGAACAUUUAGACUGGAGACAAAAUAAGUUUAAAAGCAUUUUAUGUUUUUUCUUUAAUCUGUGUCAUUAUAAUCUACUAGAUAAUAAAAUUUAAAAUGUAAAUGUAUUGACACAGUUUUAAAAUAUGAAACUCUAUGUUCCUGUGAAAUUUUAAAGCACACUAUAAAUUUUAUAAACAAUAAGUUGUGUUUUGUUGAUGACAUGAUUUGAGUGAGAAAGUAUUAGUAGACUCUCCAAUGGUAUUUUGAAUCAGAAAAUAACCACUUUCAUUAUUUCAAAAUUGUAGAUAAAUAUUUAUUUUUUAUACAAAAUAUGAUUGAUGUUGAUAUUACACGCAUAUCCUACAAAUUAAACUUUCAUUACAGAC
Molecule: messenger RNA, 15333 nt
Organism: Lymnaea stagnalis (great pond snail)
Lineage: Eukaryota; Metazoa; Mollusca; Gastropoda; Lymnaeidae
Source: the annotation of a GenBank genome assembly